Messenger RNA from Dibothriocephalus latus, 414 nucleotides. NCBI's taxonomy places the organism in Eukaryota, Metazoa, Platyhelminthes, Cestoda, Diphyllobothriidea, Diphyllobothriidae. The record is from the annotation of a GenBank genome assembly.
AUGGAUACUCUGGCUCACGGUCCCCACCUUUAUGCCACUCUUUCUUCCGGCCAUAUUUUCAAGUUUGAUGAGGCCGAAAUCCCCGCAAGAGGUGACAACCGCGUGAGCCGUGAGUUGCUGGUGUCAUGGUUCUCAGGCCCCCAGUUCAUCAGCAAGCGCAAUGAUUUGGCGUUCCCAUACGGUGUACGGAGAAAUUUCCUGAGCAAGAGAAUCAUUCACGUGGGAAGGACCGGGCGCAACAACAACUCUGACGACAGCGGGCCUAAUUGUCGCGCAAUUAUCAAGCCCGCGUCCGACGCGGACAAGGACGCUGUGGCAAUUAAUGAGCAAUCACCGCACCAAUUAAGACCUCGAGCGGUUGCUACAGAGACUGACAAUUAUAGUACGCAUGCGGAUGAUCGCUACGAUCUAUGA